AUGAGUCAUAAGGGGGCUUUUGAGGCUCUUGACAGAUUACUUCAAGAUCUGAGGCGCAUCUCAAGAUUAAUGGGCGGCCUAACAGUACUCCUUGCAGGAGACUUUCGACAAACACUCCUAGUCAUUCCAAAAGGAACGAGAGCAGAUGAGGUAAAUGUGAGCAUCAAAUCUUCAUACCUUUGGAGCAAGGUUAGAAAGUUGAAACUCUCAACAAACAUGAGAGUGGAGUUAGGUGGUGAUGCGCGCAUGGAGAACUUCUGCGGGCAAUUAAUGGAUAUUGGAAACAGUGCUGUAAUUGUUGAGCAGGACGGGAAGAUUAAUUUACCCUUUGGCAAUUUAGUGUCAAAUAUACACGAACUAUUGGCGAGAGUUUUCUCCAAUCUGAACACACAAUUCAAAGAUCAUUGUUGGCUGAGAAAACGUGCAAUUUUGGCGCCAAAAAAUGUCGCAGUAGAUGGCGUAAACAAUCACCUUCUGGAACAACUGCCUGGCGAUCGUCGAACAUACAAGUAA
Messenger RNA from Octopus sinensis (East Asian common octopus), 513 nucleotides. RefSeq lists its product as uncharacterized. NCBI's taxonomy places the organism in Eukaryota, Metazoa, Mollusca, Cephalopoda, Octopoda, Octopodidae. The coding region runs from base 1 to 513 and encodes 170 amino acids. Gene Ontology annotation, biological process: telomere maintenance; DNA repair. The record is from RefSeq and is a predicted model, not a curated record. The transcript has a single exon. Gene Ontology annotation, molecular function: DNA helicase activity.